AUGAAGGUUUCUGGUGGUGAUGGAUUUCUAGCCAUGGAGGGAGCGGAGGACCAUAUGGUACUCAUGAGACACAGCCGGAGGGUGGUCUUUAUUUCACCGGGAAGACAGGAUAUGACUGCAGAUCCGAUAGCAUACGGAUACGAAUUCUAUUAUCCACAGCCUCAGCCUGACAAAUAUGAAUAUGGUGCAUCGGAUUUUGCUUCCGCCAUAUUUGGAUGGGCCCCUACACAAUCAGAGGACACCUCUCAGAGCCAGAGCGGUGUUAGCCUGCACUUUGUUUUAUGUUUGGACAAAUGUUUUCUCAGUUUUCUAGCAUUUUUUUGGGAAAUAUUAUUGAAAACUACCUACUUUUUGUUUCAGAGCAAGUGGCUACCAAUACAUACUCUUGCUGCAUCAGGAGAGUUUUAUCUUUUGGAUGCAUUACUAAAACAAAAUGUUGAUAUUAAUGCCAUCGACAAGGAUGGUUUAUCAGCAAUUCAUAGAGCAAUUCUUUGUAAGAAGCAAGCAAUUUUUGACUACCUCCUUAGAAAUUCAGCAAAUCCUUUUGUCCGCGAUAGAGAUGGAGCUACCUUGAUCCAUUACGCAGUCCAAACCGCAGCAAGUCAGACUAUAAAGAUUCUUUUGUUGUACAAUGUUGACAUAAACUUUUCUGAUAAUGAUGGAUGGACUCCAUUGCAUCUUGCUGUCCAAACACGCAGAACAGAUAUCGUAAGGCUUUUGUUAAUAAAAGGAGCUGACAAGACUCUAAAAAAUCGAGAUGGGUUAACACCACUUGAUCUCUGUCUUUACUCUGGCCGAGAUUUAAGAACUUAUGAACUUAUAAAGUUACUGAAGGGGCUUCCAUUGUCAAAAUCACGCUCUUGAGGCUGCCUCUGCUGAGAAACUUCAUUGAAUUAUCAGCGGGUUUACAGUUACCAUCUGCACAUAUUUCUUCACAGGUGAUUGAUUUGGUGUCAAACAGUGAGCAUUCACUGGAGUUUUUGGAUCUAAAGCUACUAAUCCCAGCUUGGCAUCAGUUAAUAAGCACAUUACACUCCCCAAAGUUUAUUGCACCUUGGCUAGUUUUGGUUGACAGCUAGACCGUCGUUGAAGAUUCCACUGAUGCUUAAUAUGAUAGAGAACACGAUCUGAAAAAUAAAACAUUGCUUAGCACUUGCAAUCAUGAGAAGGAAUCAUGUAGAGUGAAACUAGAUUCAAAGUUAAAUUGGUGAUAACUGCAUUUUAUAUUUUUCAGAUCUUGCUUUUAGUCUCUUUGCUAAUACAAAGAAUAUUUUGUUGAUGUAUACUGCUAGAUGGAUCUAGCUGGAAAGGUGCAAAUAUUCUUUUUGUUUGCGGUCUUGUAUCCAGCUUUAAAAUUAGCUAUUCAUCAGAAUUAUCUAGCUGAAUAUGCUACAAUAGUUAUGACAAGAUUCCUGCAAA
Phoenix dactylifera (date palm) is the source of this 1419-nucleotide messenger RNA. NCBI's taxonomy places the organism in Eukaryota, Viridiplantae, Streptophyta, Magnoliopsida, Arecales, Arecaceae. The record is from RefSeq and is a predicted model, not a curated record.